Molecule: messenger RNA, 984 nt
Organism: Ostreococcus lucimarinus CCE9901
Lineage: Eukaryota; Viridiplantae; Chlorophyta; Mamiellophyceae; Mamiellales; Bathycoccaceae
Product: MC family transporter
Exons: 1
Coding region: 1-984 (327 amino acids)
Biological process (GO): transmembrane transport
Source: RefSeq, a predicted model, not a curated record
AUGGCGAGCGCGCGCGGCGCGAGCGGCAUGCCGCGCGAGGUGGACUGGGAGCGGUUGGAUAAGCGGAAGUUUUUCAUCACCGGUGUCGGCGUCUUCAGCGGUGUCACCAUGGCGCUGUACCCGCUGAGCGUGAUCAAGACGCGGCAGAUGGUUUCUGCGCACGCCACGCAGGCGCGAGUGACGGACAUCGCGCGAGAGGUGAUGCGAGAGCGAGGGGUUCGUGGGUUUUAUAGAGGAUUCGGCACCAUCGUCGUCGGGGCGAUUCCCAUACGGGUGGUGUAUCUGAGCACGCUGGAGGCGGUCAAGGCGUACACGAACGCGGCGUUCGACGCGUGGGAUGUGCCGGUGAUGUAUAGGGGAGCGGCGGACGCCGCGGGGGGGGCGACGGCGAGUUUGGUUUCGCAGGCGUUGGCGGUACCCGUGGACGUUAUUUCGACGCGGCAAAUGGUGCAGGGGAUGCGGAGCGGCGGCGCGGUCGGCGCCGAGGACGCGGUGUUCGUGGGAUAUAGGAACGGGUUCGACGCCGUGCGGACGAUCGUGGCGAAGGAAGGCGUGCGAGGGCUGUAUCGAGGAUUCGGCGUGAGCGUGGCGACGCUCGUGCCGGGGAGCGCGCUGUGGUGGGGAUUUUACGGAACGUACAAGCGCGCGCUGUGGCAAGUCGCCCCAGAGGAUUGGCGCGAUGAGGCGACGACGAGCGAUGCGAAGGUGAUCGCGGUGCAAGCCGCAAGCGGGGUGUGCGCGGGGAUGUCGAGCGGGUUUCUCACCACGCCUCUGGACGUCGUCAAGACGCGCCUCCAAGUUCUUAGCGGGCAGCCGGGAGGGGAGAAGAAUAACUUGUCGAGCACGGUAAGCACUAUUUAUCGCGAGCACGGCGCGCUCGGGUUCUUUCGAGGCGUCCGGCCUCGCAUGGUGAGUGUAUCCAUAUGGGGCACGGUGAUGGUGAACGUUUACGAGAUAACGAAGAGAAUGGCCAUCAAAGAAUAA